AGCUAGCCGCAUGACGUCAUCGGGGAGUCCGGCCGGCUAGCUGUCAUCCGCAUAGCAAGGAAGGGCAUCAGGGCAUGACAUGGGGCUGAACUUUCCGUCGUACAUUUAUAUAUCUGCGUCGUAGCCUCUUGAAAGCCUCCAAGGAUCCCGGUGUUUAUGUAUACCUCGUUAGCGCUCCCUCCCCCUUUUCUGUUUCGACAUCUUGAACUCGCAGUAGCCAGCUAGCCAGCCUGUAACUUCCACUAACUGUUCAAAGGUAGCGGCUCCAGACUCCAGUCAGCAUGGCGUUAAUCCUGUUUACACGGUCCCGGGCACCUUUAAUGAAAACCUCCCGCUCGUUAAAAAACGAAUUCCGAAAAGGCAAAGGGAAACUUCAAGACGGUGCCUGUUUCAACUGCACAACCCUCAGACUCUCCAGUCAGAAACUUGACGCGCUCCGCCUCGGCAGCUUGUCCCAGGCCUCCUCGUUCGGCCCUUCCCUCUCUUUGUCAGACGACUACGUGGGUUCCUGCCAGAGCUCGGACACACAGAGGCUCUACUGCGCUUUCCUCCCGGGGGCCUCGUCCUCGGCGUAUCCCGCCGUCGCCGCGGGUCCCCAGUGGGUGACGGCGCGGCCGCAGGACGUCCCGGGCGUCAGGUGGAUACACACCUCCGGGAGGAGGUGGGACGACUCGAAGGUGGAGAAGUCCCUGCGCUCGCUGAAGGACAAGAAGAAGACGCUGGAGGAAGGGGGGCCCGUGUACAGCCCCACGCUGGACGCGGAGCCCGUCAGGAGGACGAUCCGGCAGCGGGUCGUGGACGAAAUCAAGCACUACUACCACGGCUUCAGGCUGCUGUGGAUCGACACCACUAUUGCCGGGAGGAUGCUGUGGAGGGUGCUGAACGGGAAUGCUCUGUCUCGCCGCGAGAGGAGACAGUUUCUCAGAACGUGUGCAGACGUCUUCAGGCUUCUUCCCUUCCUGGUGUUCAUCAUCGUCCCCUUCAUGGAGUUCCUGCUUCCUGUCGCUUUGAAGCUCUUCCCCAACAUGCUGCCGUCCACCUUCGAGACACAGACAAAGAAGGAGGAGAGAUUGAAAAAGGAGCUGCGCGUCAAGCUGGAGAUGGCCAAGUUCUUACAGGACACCAUCGAAGAGAUCGCUCUGAGGAACAAGGUUGACCAGAGCACCGUGACGGAGGAGUUCUCCACCUUCUUCCAAAAGAUCCGGGACUCUGGCGAGCGUCCGAGUAACGAGCAGAUCAUUAAGUUCUCCAAGCUGUUUGAGGACGAGCUCACCCUGGACAACCUGACGCGACCUCAGCUGGUGGCGCUGUGUCGCCUCCUGGAGCUCCAGUCCAUCGGGACCAACAACUUCCUUCGCUUCCAGCUCAUCAUGAAGCUGAGGGCCAUCCGUGCAGACGACAAGCUGAUCGCGGAGGAAGGAGUGGAGAGCUUGAAUGUGAAUGAAGUGCAGGCGGCGUGUCGAGUCAGAGGGAUGAGAUCUCUGGGAGUCACGGAAGAACGACUGCGAGAGCAACUCGUCCAGUGGUUGGAGCUUCAUCUGAACCAGCAGAUCCCCACCUCUCUGCUGCUUCUGUCUCGAGCCAUGUACCUGCCCGACACGCUGUCUCCCGCCGACCAGCUCAAAACUACACUGCAAACUCUUCCCGAAAUGGUGACCAAAGAGGCUCAGUUAAUGGUGGCGGAGAUGGAGCUCUCCAAGGUGGACAACAAGACCAAAGUGGAGACGACGCUGCAGGAGGAGGCAGCAAUUCGCCAGGACAACAAGGACCGGGAGUUGGAGAGGUUGGCGGACGCUGCAGAGAAAGCAGCCAGGGAAGGCGAGUUGGAGCUUGAAGCAGAGCGGGUGAAGCUCAGCGAGGCAGAGCCGGCUACAGCUAAGGCUAAGGCCGACACUACAGCUGAUUCAGAGAUACUGAGGGAUACAGCACCAGUCAUAGAGGGGAUCAAGUUUGAACAGUGGCAGACGUUUCUGCGCUUCCAGGGCGAGGAGAUCACCAAGGAAGAGAUCGACAUGCUGAGCGACGCUUGCUCCAAGCUGAAGGAGCAGAAGAAACUGCUGACGCUGGAGAAAGAGGAGCUGGAGGAGCUCAAGGAUGACGUCCAGGAAUACAAUGAGGAUCUGGAGGAGAUAAAGAAGGAGCUUUCUAAGACGGGUCAGGAGAAGGUGUUGGAGGAGUCGAAGGCCAGCCAGCGCCUGUCUAAGAGAGUGAACCGCAUGAUCGGUCGCAUCGACAAGAUCAUCCUGGAGCUGGAGAAGGACAAGGUCAUCCUGGACGGACAGGUGGACAGCGGAGCGACUCCACCUAUUGGAUUAUUCUUUACUAAAUCUGGUGAUGCCAAAAGUCUGUUCUAUACCCUCAGGGAGAACCUGAUCAGCAUCGACGAGCUCAUCAGCGUCAUGCGGCAGAUCCAGAACAUUCCCGAGGACAAGCUGCAGCGCAUCGCCGAGGCUCUGGACGACAACAAGGACGGGAAGGUCGACAUCGACGACGUCAUCAAAGUGGUGGAACUGAUCGACAAGGAGGACAUCGACAUCUCCACCUCGCAGGUGACCGACAUCAUGGUGAUGCUGCAGAAGGAGGAGAAGCUGGUGGAGAAGGAGAAGGCCAAGGAGAAGGUUGAGAAGGAGCAGGCUGCUACACUCAACAGCUAACUCAUUCCCCCGACAUGACACCUCAUAGAGCACUGGUAAAAAAAAGAAAAAAAAGAAAUGACCACUGAGAAGUUUGUGGCUGGUCAGAGAAAGCUCUGGAUUGAUUCACUCCGAGUCGAGGGAGAAGUUCAAGGUAACGGCCACCUUCUCUAAAACGUCAUUUCAACAUAAGAAUCAUGUAAAAAAAAUCAAAAACGACGAAGGCGCGUCGCCUCCAAAAUGCACAAAGCAAGAAAAAAAGGAAUCUUAAAUCACGUUUUUAGUUCUCUGGACUGAUCAUGUGCUCCAUGUGGAUAUUUGAUUUUGUGUAAUUUUACUGAAUUAUUUAUUGACGCAGGGAACACGGUGACAUGAAACCACGGCUCAAAACGUUGGUAAAGUAGAUCAGCAAAAAAUUAUGUUGGGAAAACAUAGCGGGAGACGCAUAUUGUUUAGAAAGCUCGAGGGGGAACCAGUCUUGCCUUUCACUUCAUUCAUGUCACAUCUCAGAGAAAUGAGAAAUCAUUUCUGGACUUUGCACAAUAAUAAGCAUCAUCGUCAUUACCGUCAUUCCACUUUAGUUUUCUUUUGUUUUUUGUCUUAGAUUUUAUUUUUCCAUCAUGCUCCCACAUUGUAAAUGAAAAUGUAUUUUUUUUUUUUCUGAUUGUACUUGGACAGGAAGCUCAUUGCUGGACGUAGGAUUGUUUAAAUGGUGGCUGCAACCAAAGGAAUCCUUAGACGCAAUAUAAAAAUAUCUGUUCAAAAAUUAAAUUAGUGCAUUUUAAAAAUGUAUAUUCACCCUAAAAAUAAAUAUUUUUGAGCUCAUCUUUCCUUCUAAGACAGAGGAAUUUGAUGAGGUUUAAAGUGUUCGUCACAGUAGCCAGGGAUUAAAGUAUUUUCUUUUUGUGCUCAUUAGCUUAUAAUAAAAAUCCCCUCGACAUAAAUUCACUCAAAGCCAAUUUGUGAAAUGCCAAAGUCGCAUUGUGGCACGUUGACCUAAACAGAUUGUGGUCAUUCCUGAACAAACCAGCUGAUACGUGAGCAGCGGAGAGACACCGAACAGGACGGACACUAAAUACCUGCUAGAGAGUCGUGUUUUGCACUAGUCGCUUUCAGAAAAAUAACCAUUUUUGUGGAGGUUGUCUGGUGAGAGAUGUUAAUAUUUUGUCGUACGAUAAUCUUUUAGUACAAAGUGGCCUUGUCGAGACGCGGAUGAGAUGGUUCAUAUACUGUUGCGUAUUUAUUUUGAAGCAUCUUAAAGAGAAAACAGAGCUCUGAGAGUCUGUCUGUAGAUCAGGUAGUGUGAGUUUCAGGUACACGCCGAGCCUCUUGUGUUGUUUUGUUCUGUUGUUCGUUUGUUGUUUUGCACCGUCGCCAUGAACGUGUGCGGAAAAACUGAUCCUCCUUCCUGUUGUUUUACUGCGUUCACGCUGCAAGCAGCGCCGCAUUUUCACACAUUAUUAUUAUUUAGGUUUCUUUAUUGUCUCGUAUAAAUCAAAUAACCUGGGGAAGAGUAUUCACCCGUAAUCUUUGGGUUUAAGUUCAAAAAGAUGAUUUUCUGCUCAAUCGGAGCCUAAAUAAUCAAGGUAUAUAUCUGUAUAAUAGAAGUAUUUCGUUUUCUGUGUAAUUAAACACUAUGAUACUAUUGGCACUAUAGACAUUUACGUUGUUGAAAAGAAAUCUGAUCAUUUAAUCUGAUUAAUAUGAAAAAAUAAAAGGAUUAUAAGUCGUUAAUUAAACUGAUUUAAAAAUAAGUAAAUCAGAUUCUUGUCAGCUGACGCCCGGUUUCUUUAUCCGCCGCCCGUCGGCGUUCAUCACGCGGCUCGCCGAGUGACGCAGUAAAAAAGCGUUGAGCCUCCUUUAUCUCGACGCGUGUUUGCGGCCGUUGCCAACGGUAACCAGAGAGAGGAGCCUGUUUUCGCAAAACCAGGAUGACAGAGCGGAGCUGGAAGAUAAUGCUGAGUGGACCGACGCUCCGUUUAAUCCGUUCCCGGAAUCCGCUGUCGCCCCCCCCCGUGAUUAAGGGCCGCUUCGUCUUCCGUCAGGGCCUGACGUGGGAGAGGGCUCUGCUUUUCGGCCGGGACCCGGUCAGACUGACGGGCGCGGGGUAAACACUCGGCCCAUACAUGGGCCAAAGCCAGCUCCGGCGGAGGGUUGUGUUUGGGUUAGAGACGCUCCGGCGGGACAUGGCAUGCUCUCCUCCCGCAUAAAUCAGCGGCCAGUGUAAACACGCACGGGGGAACGUUGUGACAACCUCCCCAUCACACUCUGCAGGAGAGAGCGCUGUUUGUGUCUGUGUAUGUUAGCGGGGCUGCCACUGUGUUGUAGGCACGGAGGGGUCAAAGGUCAGGAGAUAAUGGACACAUACUCGAGCGUGAGGCUGAUGGAGAUCGAUAGUUCGGGUUCUAGACGUGUGACUUGAAUUACAAGGACGCUGCAGCGUCGUCGUCUGGCACAGAAAUUGACGCAGACCAGACGAUUACGUCAGAAGACGUGUUUAAUGCUCCGCUGUUUGUCGGGUUAUAUUUUUGCAAGAUUUAACUCCAGCUGCACCUUUGCAUAAUCGGCCAUUUUUCUUUAAUUUUUGACCUUUAUUUUUUUUUUAUAAAUCAUCGAAUAAGACGGAGGAAAGAGUCGGAAGAUAAAUUAAAAAUGACAGUUUGGCCUUUUCGUUUUCCAUCGGGUCACUAAUAAAAAAUGGAAAAUCUAUGAUUCCCAAAUUAUGACUGAAUUUAUCUAUUAUUGUCGUUGCUGAUAAAUAAGUCUGUCCAAACCUUUGUUUGUUAAAAUGAUCAGCAAAUAAACUCACACUUAAAGAAGCUGAAACCAGCAUUUGUUCUCCUGAAAAUAUAAAGCUGUUAAACCACUUCAAGCUUUUAAAUUAGAGUGCGAUUAUUCUCGCACAUUUUGUGUUACUGCAGGUCUGUAAUUUCAUUUCAUGCACUGAUACUGUACGUCCACUGUGAGCAGUAAAUCAUAUUUCCCUCAUGCUAUCGGGAUAUGUUAGAUGGAAACCCGUCAACGCUCCGUACAAGAAGAAAUCCUGGAAUAAGAAGAUUAAAUUUAGACAUGAGCACAGCAUAAAGUGUCGACAAACAAAUAAGCUUUUGUCUAUAUCUCCAGAACACAGACAUGUCGUAAUUACUGGAACGUCAGGAAACAACCAUAAAACAAAUCACUUCUGCAGACGUGCGUCGCAUCAGCUACGUGUACGUCCUCGUGUGACGAGAAGAGUUGCCAGUGUUGCAGUGUCUUUGCUUAAGCUGCUGUCUUUAAAAAAAUUAAUAAAACAUAAGAAAAAUAAAAAAAAACAGUACAUAGGUGGGAGAGGAAAGCUGGCAGGAAAAGCUUUUAGACGUCGAGUCUGAUUUGUUCCUUUUUAAAAGACUCGAAAGGUUCAUUUGAGCUCGCGUCAUUAGCUUUGACCGCUCGCUGCUGCAGAGUAUUGCCACUGUGUAAAUGCACUAUUCAUUUAUUAUUAUUAUCAUUAUUAUUAUUAUUAUUUUUGAUACAUUAGCCGUGUGCUAAGUGAUGGACUCAUGUGAACGUUCAGUCUGAUGUGAACUUGCGGCGUGAGAACGCUUGCAAGCCACGAAAAAAAAAAAAAGCCGUCCUCUUGAUCGUUCCCCCCGUGGAGUCGUGAAUGUCUCGUGCUAGAAGAACAAAUAUUAACAGCAAUAAGUCGCGUUUGCAUCCUGUACCUUUUUAUUUUAAUAGUGUUCGUCUCCACCUUUGUUGAGGUGGAAGGAGUUGGUUUGGAAAAUGUCCGCGCGCUGUCGGCGAGGAACAGACUGAGGAUGACUUGUGGGUUCGUUUUUGAUUACGUGGGGCUUGGUGGUUGUGCUUACAGCUGAUCAUUGUAAAGGCUUAUUCUGAAUGUGAUGUACCCACUUUAUUUUUUUAUUUUUAAUCACGCGAGGGAUGUAGAACAUAGAGUAGCCUGGCGACACUCCUCUGGGUUUUCAUUACGGUGCAUGUUUUAGCUGAUUCAAAGGAAGAAAAAACGUAAUUGGAUAGCCCUGCAACCAAAUACGAUUGGUUUCUCUCAACAAAUGCCUUAAUUCCUGUAAACACAGACAUAAGCUCGUUGCAUAUCUUCGCAGGAGCGUAGUCAGUUCCCAGCGGAGUGUUUCCAGACCAACUUUCCGCCAUGUAAAGAAAUCGUGGACGGGGAAAGUUUGGUGUGUGACUUCCAGGCUACAGGGAAGUGAGGAGUGUUUGGAGAAAGAGAAAGGCAGCUGAAAACGAGAUCAGCAGUGUGGACUCGCUCUGUUUCUGCUGGGAAAAAGUCUAGACUUUUCUCGGGUUCAUAGCCAGCUCUUCUGAGGAAAUGAAAAGUCAACUAGGUGUAAGCGCAUUUUAAACAGGAAUGCAGCCACCAGCAUUUUAAACAAGCGAGAGAAAAAAAAUAUUCUUCUAAAGGUGUGUUCAGGAAAAAGGCAAAGUACAGGCGUUAGCUGUAAGCUAGGUAAGCUAGGCUAGGCUAGGCUAGGCUAGGCUAGGUAGCCACAGAGCCAGCGGCCGUGUCCCUGGGAGUAUUUUAGUGUUUGCAUUCAAACUAAGCCUCCAGUUAUUUCUCAUCUACUCUACUUAUCGCGGAUUCGUAAAACCCCCCAGCACAAAGCCAAGAAGAAACUCCAGCUUAGAUACGUCUAAAAAAAUUUAAAGGUCCUCUAAAAAUAAAAAAAAACUAAAUAGAUCAGUUUGAAAGGCGACCGUUGCAGUAAUAAUAUAUAUUUUACCUACUACCUUAUGUUUUUGAACAUAUAUUAACGACAAUAUUAGUGAUUGACUCACAUAUAGCCUACUGAAUAUUCUUUUUUUGGGGGAAAAUAAUUUGUAUGUUGUUUAUUUAUUUAUUUAUUUAAUCAGGUUUUUUGAAUUCUUUCUUUUUUUUUUAACCCAAAUGUGGAGAUGUAACAUCUUUCAGAACAUGAAACAACCGCGUACUGGAUCUGACUUUAGUUGAACUUGAAUAAAUGUAAAUGACAAGAAUCGAUCUUUAAUUUUUGUGACUAUAAAUAUAUAUGGAAACAAAACUGAAUCAUGAAUAAACUCUGAAUUAUUCCUUU
Molecule: messenger RNA, 7705 nt
Organism: Mugil cephalus (flathead mullet)
Lineage: Eukaryota; Metazoa; Chordata; Actinopteri; Mugiliformes; Mugilidae
Gene: letm1
Product: leucine zipper-EF-hand containing transmembrane protein 1
Exons: 16
Coding region: 282-2654 (790 amino acids)
Biological process (GO): intracellular monoatomic cation homeostasis
Cellular component (GO): mitochondrial inner membrane
Molecular function (GO): ribosome binding; calcium ion binding
Source: RefSeq, a predicted model, not a curated record